AUGGAACGUGAAGAUGUAACAAGACGUUUUUCAGUUGUAAGUAAAUUAGCUCAUUAUAGUUCAAAGUUUAAACUCGAUGAUAAUGGACAAUAUUCAAUGCCACCACCACAUAAGCAAUCUCCAGUACAUUCAAGAAAUGAUCAACGCCGUUCAAUUGUAUAUGCAACAUUGAACACUACUACAGCAUCAAAGACAACCGGUGGAGGUGUCGCUCAUACACGCGGUGAUCAAGCAUUAAGACCAAUAGAAAAUAGAAAAUCUCGUUAUUCUCCUUUAUGGCCAGAAUGGAACGAAGCUGAUGUUAAUGCUGAAUCAUGGGAUAUUGGAAGUGGAAAAAAGAAAGAUGCAGGAACAAGUAAAGCUCGUGUUGAUGUAAAAUCAGCUAGUUCAGCUGGUACACAUGGUUUUGAAGAUCCUGAAGGUAAAGUCGAACUUCCUCCAACACUUAAAGUCGAUCAAUGGAAAAGACCAAUCGAUUUUUUACCAUCCGAUAAAGCUCCAGUAAUUGUUGAUCCUGAUCUUGGCAUGCUAAAUUUUGAUUUAGUCACACCAAAUGAACAUUUACAUUAUAGUGAAACAAUGCGUAAUAUUAUUGGUCAGAUUACAGCAUUAUGGGAUAUUUGUCGACAAGAACGAAAAACUUCUAAUACAACACCAGAAUAUACAACAGAAACAAAUCCAGCUGUUUUAAGUGGACGAACAUGGCGUCCUUGGGAACAUAUAUAUGCAUUGAAUAAAGUAUCAAGACAACCAUUUAUCACUCCAUAUAAUCCCGCAGGCAAAUAUGUUGUUCGACUUUUCUUUUUGGGUACUUGGCGAAAGAUUAUUGUAGAUGAUAUAAUACCAUUUGAUUCUAAAAAUCGAUGUCUUCUACCACAAACAUCAUUAUCAUAUGAACUUUGGCCUAUGCUUUUAUCAAAAGCUUUAUUAAAAAUAAUUGUUCUUGAUUUUCGUUCAUCCAGUACAUAUUCUGAAUACAAUGAAACAAGUAUUAUUCAUUUACUUACUGGUUGGCUACCAGAACCUAUUCCACUUAAAUAUACUCAUGCUACAAAAGUAUGGGAUUUUCUUCGUAAUGAUCGUUCAAAUAGACUUGUAACUGAAAAUGAUAGUGGAAUAAAUAAAACAGAACAACAACCGUCAAGUCCAUUGCCAGUUUUUGGACCUGUACCAUUAUUUAAAUGGCCUGAUACAAAAAGUGAUUCAUCUGACGAAUCACUUUUAUUAAAUGAUCAAUCAGGUCAUCCAGAUGAUAUUGGAACAGAAAGUAUGACCAAAAAAUCUGAUGAUAAAAGUGCAAAAAAAGGUGGUGCACCAGCUAGCUUAGCAGCAUCGAAAGAUGCAGGUGCAAAAUCAGCAACAGGAAAAGAAACUCGAACUGGUGGUGGUCCAAUUGCUGGUGCAAGUAAAGAUGCUAAAAAACUAGGCGGUGUUGGUCGAGGAGUUACAGCAGAUGAUCAAGGAACUCUUGUUGAUGAUCAAACAAUACCUGAGGCACCAAAAAUGAUCGUAUUUGCUACUAUACCUCAUUUAGAACCAACACGUAUUAGUUCUUAUGGUGAAACAGCAGAUAGAAGUGAACGAUUAAGACGUUAUAAUUUAAAUGAUACAUUUUCAACAUCAAUGUACCUUACUUGUAUUCGAGAUCUUCCAUUAGAACCACCGCCACCGCCUGAAUAUGUACCUGCAUGGAAACUUAUUCGGCCAAAGAAACCAAAAGUCUUACCACAUGCUGAACCAGUUGUUCCUCAAGAACCAAAACCUGAUCGUUGGAUUGAAAUAGCUUCUCCUUAUAUUAAUUAUCCAAGUGCAAGUACUCUUAAUAUAAAACCAACGAUUCGACUUCAUCCGAUUGAUAAUCAUUUCACGAAUGUACAUACACCAGCUCCUGGUGUAACAUCACGUUUAAGCCAUUCAGCAACACAGUCAACUGCAGCUGAUGUACCCGAAAUAAUCGAAGUUGAUGAAGAAGGAGAUAUUGAAAGUGGUGAAUCUAAACCUGAAAUUGAUAUUGAUGUUAUUCAAGAUGAAUUAAUGUCACCUAAUAAAGAGCCAAAUGCAUUUGGUACGCCAGAAACACCUGAUGAAUCUGUACGUGGUCCAGGAAGUAGACUUAAACGUGAAAAAUCAGCUGAUAAAAGCAAAAUAAAUCGAAAAUUAGCUGGUAGUAAAUUGGAUAUGGCUGGUACAAAACUAUCAUCAGAUGCUGUCUCUGUUAAAAGUCGAGGUGCUGAAAGUGAACAAAAUUUGACACCACUAGAUACUCAUGGAACUAUAAAUAAUAUAGAACAUCAAGAUUCUCAAUCUAAAAUAAAUGAUGCUCAUUCACAUUCAAAUAUAAUUCAACCAAUUAAAAAAUCUUAUAUAACACCAAAAAUAUGGAUGGAUUUUGAUGAUUUUUGUUCAUGUUUUACAUCAAUUGUUGUUUAUCAUAAUCCUCGUGGUUAUCCACAUACAGAUAAACGUACAGAUAUUAAGCCAAGUGUUGCAUCUGCAAUAAAAGACAAGAAAAAAGAAUCAAAUCAACCUGUAACUCAACAAUUACCAAAUUUACAAGAUGAGAAAUCACCAUUAUAUUUAUUUGUUGAUAGUACACGUGAAAGAUUAGAUAAAAAUAUUGAAUUAAUUGUUGGUUUAACAUCUUUGUCACGAUGGCUUGAAUCUGGUUCAACAGAAGGUGUAAGUUCAUUGGGUGCAACGCUGCCAACAACAAAUGAAAAAGUUGGUCGAGGUGCAGGUGUAUCAACUGAUAAAACAUCUACAGAAAUUAGUCCAAUAAGAGGCGCAGGAGGUAGACGACGAACAAGUACUAUGGAUACACUUCCACAAACACCAGGUCCACAUGUUAGUUUACAAGAUGGAAGUAUUGUUGAAAUGUCACAAAAAGAAAUUAUACCACAACCAAGUUCACUUAUUGCUGAGAUUUAUUCUUGGAAAUCACCUUCAAUGGGUCAACCUAUUCUUCGUCUUCAUACAACAACUACUAAAGCAUCUUUUCUCUCAUUACCACCGGGACGACAUGUAUUAAAAUUUAGUGUUACAUGUCCAUUAGGUUAUCAUCUUCAAGUUAUGUCUGAUACGAAUGAGCUUAUACUUGGUGAUGAAGAUCAAUUAUUAUCUAAAAUUAUUUCAGUACCGGAAGAUGCUGAAUUUAUAACAUGUGCUGAAGAAUUAUUUCAUGCAUUUGAUGAUGCUGUACAAAAUUUUAAUGAUAUGGAUCAACAAGAUGUUAAACUUAAUGAAUUAUUUCGUUCAUAUUGUGAAUAUGCAGCACCAUACUUUAAUCUUACUAUUCAAACAUGUUGGAAUGUAUUUAAUCAAGCACUUUAUUCAACUUUACGUAUAAUAUGUAAUGGAUAUGGACAACCGCUUAAUGCAGAAACUCAAUUUGCUUGGAGAUGUUUUACAAAUGAUUUGAUAACACCAGAUAUAAUGGGUGUGUAUGAAGCAAGAAGACCUAGUACUUCAGGUGUCAGUCGUAAUUCAGCACGAGCUAGUAAUGCACCAGGUGCAGGUGGAACUGCUACUGCCACAACAGGAGCACCAGCUACGAGUAAAAAAGGUGGUGGUGGUGGUGGUGGAGGAGGAAAGGAUAAAAGUACUGAUGAUAAAGCUGCAAGCAAACAACCUGCACAAUUAAAUACUUCAUUAUCCACGGCAGAAUUUCAAGAAGAAUCAAUACCUGAUUGGCUUAGUCAUGAUUUAUCAAUAAAUGAAAUGGAAUCUAUUAUAAAUAUUCAAAAAGUUGCUCGAGGAUUUUUACAACGACGUUUAUUACUUGCUCGUACACCUGGUACAGAAAAAAAUUUUCUUACACAACGAGCAUUACAAUCAACAAUGACAAUACUCAAAGCUGAAGCACCGAAAUCAGCUUUAACUCUUUUCCGCACACAACAAUUAAUACAAUGUUUUCCAUUUGGUAAGGAUGAUUGGAAUAUGGUUUCACACAAAGAUUAUGGUGGACAAUAUCCAGAACAACCAGCAAAUACUUGGUUUACUAUAUUUCGAGAAAUUUUUUAUGUUACUGAAGAAGGCUUUGUUUCUGGUAAAUUUCUUGCUCAUGUACAAAAUUCAUUAUUACGUGUUAUUAAUAAUGAUACAUAUGAUGAAAUGACACUUGUCUUUAAUCGAUUAGCACCAUCAAUGUUUACAAAAAAUAAAUUUGGUUAUACAUUUUUUGCUGAAGGAAUAUCAUUUGAUCAACCAAUACCAACUGGUCGUUUUCGUCUACGUCUAUUAACAUCUUAUACACAUUUACCUGAACCACGUGUUGUUGAUCAAAUAACAUCAUCAUUUAUAACAAAAGAAAUUAAAGAUUAUUAUGUUCCAAAUAAACAACAAACUAUAUGCAGAUAUCGUGUAACUGUUGCUGAUGAUGUCAAUCAAACUGGUCGUAAUUUUCACUUAGCUAGUAUUCAAUUUAGUACAUCAAAAUCUGAUGUUUUAAUACGUUUAACUAUAUUAAAUAAUAACGAUGAAGUUGUUAGUGUUGAAGGCAAAGGCAGUGUUGUUUUACCUGCAUUUUUAUUUAUGCGAGAUGUUACUAAUGUAGCAAGUAAUAUCGCACAAGCACUGCCACUAACUCAACCAUUGUCAAGACCACCAUCAAAAACAGGUGGAACAACUAAAAAAGAUUCUAAUAAGCCUGCUGCUGGUAAUACACAUCGAGGAAGUGUUGUUGAAUCAUCAACU
Molecule: messenger RNA, 4692 nt
Organism: Rotaria sordida
Lineage: Eukaryota; Metazoa; Rotifera; Eurotatoria; Philodinida; Philodinidae
Source: the annotation of a GenBank genome assembly